AUGGCAGAGGAGGCAGACACCAACAUCGAGAUUUGGAAGAUCAAGAAACUAAUCAAGGGACUCGAAUCAGCAAGAGGUAAUGGAACGAGUAUGAUCUCUCUUAUUAUGCCUCCUCGUGAUCAGGUAUCUCGUGUCACGAAGAUGCUUGGUGAUGAAUAUGGAACUGCUUCAAACAUCAAGAGUCGUGUCAAUCGUCAAUCUGUCUUGUCUGCUAUUACUUCUGCUCAACAGAGGUUAAAGCUCUACAACAAGGUCCCUACUAAUGGGCUUGUUCUCUAUACCGGCACUAUUGUUAAUGAUGAUGGGAAAGAGAAGAAAGUUACGUUUGAUUUCGAGCCUUUUAGGCCAAUUAACGCUUCCUUGUACCUCUGUGACAAUAAGUUCCAUACCGAGGCAUUGAACGAGCUUCUAGAGUCUGACGACAAGUUUGGUUUCAUUGUCAUGGAUGGUAAUGGGACUCUGUUUGGAACUUUGAGUGGGAAUACUAGAGAGGUUCUUCACAAGUUUACUGUUGAUCUCCCGAAGAAGCACGGAAGAGGAGGGCAAUCUGCGCUUCGUUUUGCUCGUCUUAGGAUGGAGAAGAGACACAACUAUGUCAGGAAAACCGCAGAGCUUGCUACACAGUUUUACAUCAACCCAGCUACGAGUCAGCCCAAUGUCGCUGGUCUGAUUCUUGCUGGUUCAGCUGAUUUCAAGACUGAGCUCAGUCAGUCAGAGCUGUUUGAUCCUCGUCUUCAAGCCAAGAUAUUGAAUGUAGUGGAUGUUUCUUAUGGUGGGGAAAACGGAUUCAACCAAGCUAUCGAGCUUUCUGCUGAGAUUCUGUCUAACGUGAAGUUCAUACAGGAGAAGAAACUGAUUGGGAAGUACUUUGAGGAGAUAAGUCAAGAUACCGGGAAAUAUGUUUUCGGUGUGGACGAUACUCUAAAGGCUCUAGAAAUGGGUGCUAUCGAAACCCUUAUCGUGUGGGAGAAUCUGGAUAUAAACAGGUACGAGCUAAAGAACAGCACGAGUGGUGAAAUAGUUGUGAAACACUUUGGGAAAGAUCAAGAGACUGAUCAAAGCAACUUCCAUGAUUCAGAGACUAACGCGGAGCUAGAAGUCCAGGACAAGAUGCCGCUGCUCGAAUGGUUUGCAAACGAGUACAAACGUUUUGGCUGUACUCUUGAAUUUGUUACUAACAAAUCCCAAGAAGGGUCACAGUUUUGCAGAGGUUUCGGUGGGAUUGGUGGUAUGCUUCGUUACCAGCUCGACAUGAGGACAUUUGAUGAGUUAUCUGAUGGUGAAGUUUAUGAAGAUGAUGAUUAG
Molecule: messenger RNA, 1305 nt
Organism: Arabis nemorensis
Lineage: Eukaryota; Viridiplantae; Streptophyta; Magnoliopsida; Brassicales; Brassicaceae
Source: the annotation of a GenBank genome assembly